AUGGGAGAUCCAGUACUGCAGUCAGAUAUCAGUACUGAACGGGGUGAUGGAGGAGUAUGUAUACUCCCUCAUGUUCAUUCAAAGAAUAAAAGCCAUAUUCCUUUUAGCCUAGAUAAUAUAAAUCACAAAAUUGUUCAUGAAUGUCAGGAGCUCUCUUCAUCUGUCAUUACUACAUCUCCCUCAUCAUUUGAAGAAAACAAGAUUGUAUUGGAGGAACAAAGUUCCAGAGAAGAAAUUAGUUUAACGGAGAAAGUAAAGAAGAAUGCUACACCAACCAGGAAUACAACUUCUAAAGUGACCAGUAAUUUGAGAAUAAGAAGUAGAUUUGCCAAGCCUAAACCAAAUCUUGAGAAGAUUUUAGGGACCAACAGGUUUGAUGAUUAUCAGGAAGUUUCCAGUUUCUGUGCAACCAAUGGGGAAGAACUGGAAACUCAAAGAGAAACAGAGAAAAAUGCUUCCAAAGCAACAGAACUAGAAGAUAAAAACCUCAGACCAGUUACAACAGCAGAGAAUAAAGAACAGAGCAAAUUGGCAUGUGUACGUGGUACCCAAGGGACCAGGAUUUCUCAAGAAGUAAACCUAACUGAGAGAAAUGAAAAUCAAGAGAGCUCUCAAGAGGCUCAAGUGUUGUCAGUUGCUCCAAUGGCUUCCUCUGAGACACAGCCCUGCACACUUGGUUUGCCGAGGGGUCUUGGUGAAAAUUCUUUUGAAAAGCCCCAGAUAAAGGACUCUAAAGGAGACAAUGUGCUUACACUUCCUGUGCCAGGGGGUGGCAUGAGUAUUUAUUUCCCAGCAACUUCAGUUGGUCAAGAUGACAUGGGUUUAUCUAUUUUUGAAAGAGGGGAUUCUAAAAAGCUUCCUGAUAAUUUGGAUCUUGUAUCUAGGAAUCAUUGCAGGCUUGAUGAAAAUGACCACGUUCCUCCUGCCAAAAACUGUUCACUCACUUUAAGAGAUGAUUGUCAAGCACAGAGCUCUGAGGUGCACUCAAAGGAAUUAACAAAUGUUUUUGAGGAAACAGGGGAGUCUCGCAAGGGACAAGAUACUUUUCCUACCUCAGGAAGCACAUUGACUCAAACAGAGCAAGUUGAACCAAAACCUCCAGAACCUCAAACAGAGCAAGUUGAACCAACUUUUCGGAGUACAGGAUCUAGAUCUCCCGAUACACGCAUAGACAAGACUGUGCCUCAGUUACCUCAGAAUGAAAUGAUUGUGUCUGAUAAGGAAGAAAGUGACACUGCUCCUAAGUCUGAGCAAAUGGACAGCAGAACAUCAUCUUCAAAAGCCCCACUAUCCAGACCUGGCAGAAGACCCUUGGGAGUUUUAUCUUUCAUGUGUUCAAAGAAUAGUUUGGAAUCUGAUGGACCUACUCAGGUCUAUAGUAAGAAACGCCGAAAGCCUCUUAUACCUGCACUAAGACAGAAUCUGAAAAGAUCCAAUCCAUCCAGUGAAAGCCAGAAAAAGAAGCAGGAGUCCUCUGAUCCGCUUGCAUCUCCAAGUGUUAUUAAUACUCAAUCUGAGAAUAUUAGCAGCUCAUCAACUCGGGUUUUUUGCGAUCAGCCCUUACUGAAAGAAAGACACAAAAGUGGCCAAAAGAGGCCCCUGAAGGGAAGCCAACCACGGUCUCUGAAUAUUUCUUCAAUGAUGUCUUCAUUGAAGUGGAUGAAACAGAAUAAAACAAUCUUUUGUCUUUUUCUUUUUUAAAUUAAGUCUAGGAUUUCCAGAGUCAAUUACAUCAACAAAACAGUAUUUAGAGCAAAACAUCGAUGUCUAUUUUUCUUUAGGUUGAUUUUGAAUAUUUAAUGAGCUUGAUUUGAAGCUUUUGUAAUCAGUGGAAAACAUUCCCGAGGUUCCUUUCAUUCUGAUUGAUUUAGCAUUUUGCAAAGAGCAAGCAAUUAAGACUGCUUUCUCAGACAGAAAUAACAACUCUGGUUUACAAUUUGACUCUUCCUGUGCUAAGCACACAUGGACAUUUGGGAAUGUUGUGGAUAUAUGUCUCUGUAUGAAUUGCAUUGCAGACAGAUUUGGGGGUUGAUUGUAUCAUAUUUAAUGUUUAGAAACUUCUUUUGUGAAGAUUUUUUUAUUUUUAUUUUUAGAGGAAGAUGAUGAAGGAUGAAGACCUUUUCAGUUGCUUCUAAGUACAGUCAUUUUUCACAUGAUGUUUAAGUCAAUGACAGAUCGCAUAUAUGACAGUGGUCCCAUACAAUUAAAAUGGAGAUAAAAAAUUCCUAUCAUCUAGUGACAUUAUAGCUAUCAUAACAUAGUGCGUUGCUCUUUUAUGUUUAGACCUGUUUAGAUACACAGAUACUUACUAUUGCAUUACAACUGCCUACAGUAUUCAACACAGUAACACCCUAUAGAGGUUUGUAGCCAAGGAGUGAUAGGCUAUACCACAUAGCCUCGGUCUGUAGGGUGUGCAGCAGUCUGUACAUCUCAGUGUUUGUAAGUACACUCAGCGUUGUUCCACAUAAGAUCACCUAACAAGACAUUUCUUAGAACAUAUAGUUAAGGGACACAUGACUGUAUAUGAAAACAAAUUGUCAAACUCCACUUUAGUAUGGUAAAUGUUAGAUAACUUUUCUAUUAUCAGCUGUUUGUCUGACUGAAAAACACAUACUUUUUCAGUUUAUGGUGAUGUAACAUGAGUCCUAAUUGAAAAACUAGUGGCCGGGCGCGGUGGCUCAAGCCUGUAAUCCCAGCACUUUGGGAGGCCGAGACGGGCGGAUCA
Cercocebus atys (sooty mangabey) is the source of this 2725-nucleotide messenger RNA. Its product is annotated as transcription factor TFIIIB component B'' homolog. NCBI's taxonomy places the organism in Eukaryota, Metazoa, Chordata, Mammalia, Primates, Cercopithecidae. The record is from RefSeq and is a predicted model, not a curated record.